Messenger RNA from Rhagoletis zephyria (snowberry fruit fly), 421 nucleotides. RefSeq lists its product as uncharacterized. NCBI's taxonomy places the organism in Eukaryota, Metazoa, Arthropoda, Insecta, Diptera, Tephritidae. The record is from RefSeq and is a predicted model, not a curated record.
UAAAUAGUUUUAUAAACGAAGAAAUAUUGUAAAAUUUCAACGAAAGUUAACAAGCUGCGCUUAAGAUUGUGUAAAAAUGUGUAAAAUGUUGAAUUUUGUAAAUUUUAUAAUAUGUAUAGCCACAUUCAGUCAAACCAUGGAUCCUUGUUUGACCAUUAAACGUGGACCGCAUCAUCCACGUAGUGAGCCAUCAAGAACACGUAAAGUAGAUCAGCAUUUGACGCACGAAGAACACCACAUUGAUGAUGACCUAAAGGAUAUGGGCAUAAAUGUGAAUUUGGAAGAUAUGUCUGAGGAGGAAAAGAAUUUUUACUAUUUCAAGGUACAUACAUACAUACAUAUGAGUUUAAGUGAAUCGAGCAUUCUCGCGCGCGUUUGUAUGCGUAUAAUAACACAUCCCAGCAAACAUUUGGAGUCAUAA